CAGCGUUAACGAGAUGUACGGCAAAGGAUUACGGUUUCUUCUCGCACAACUUAUUAUGGUGAUCCUCUUGUCCCAUGUAAUGGGACGCCUUCACAAAAGGAAUGGCUAUCACUACAGGCCUCAGCAGCCGCCACCAAUCCACCAAGGUGGCUAUUUUGAGCCCCAUCUCCCAGCAGUGGAUCCUCCAGAACCAGAGAAGCCACAACACAGCCCCAAAAGCUACUACGGUCCGUCGGGAGGAAGUGGGGGAUCGUCAGCUUCGAGUAAGGGUUCUGGCGGCUAUAGUAUCGGCAGUGGUCUACGUUCUAUUGCCCAGGGAUCAGCAGAUCAAGCUCAUAGUGCGGUGACCAACCAACAUGCGGCUGCCAAACAGGCGGCUUACAUAGCACAGAACACCCUGGCUCAAGCCGCAUCCCAAGCAGCAGCCACAGCGCAAGCGGCUCUGGUGGGAAAACAAGUGGUUCUCCAGGAGCUGGAGCAGCAGGCAGCCGAGGCCCAGAGAUCCCUCUCCCGGGAACUAGAGCAGCUAAAAGCGGCCAAAAUCUCCUCCAGAUUGGCCCAGCAAACGGCUCAAGCUGCUCAUCAUCAUAUCUCUGUGCUCACAGCAGCAGUAAAUAAUGCCAAAUCCGUAGCCGAGCAGGCGGAACAGACCUCCACGGAGGUAAGUAAUCAACUGGCCUCUCAAUCCCAGAUGGUGGGUCAGUCCAAGAAUCGAUUGGAACAAGUGGAAGAGCAGUUGCACCAGGCGCGAGUAGACUAUGCGGCCACCAAGGAAUCCGCGUUGAAGGCGGCCAAUUCAGCAGCUGCAGCCCAGGUAAACGCUUCCAAGGCGGCCCAACAUGCCACGAUUGGAUUACACGAGAGUACCAAUCCCUCGGCUCACGGACACGAUGGUCAGGAGUUGGGUGGAGAAGAAGAGUCCUACGAGGAGCACCUUGAACCCAGUGGAGUAGGCGUGGGCCACACGGCUGGAGGAGAAGAGCUAGGCGAGCAUCUUCGAACUCCAUAUCAGCGAGAACUUCCAUAAAGCACUGAAUUAAAAGUAGUUAACACAUCAAUUAUAUCAAACUAAACUUAGUUGAAAAUAUUAUUUAUGUAAAUACAGUAAAAGCAUUCAAGUCCGUCCUACGUGGCUGUGAGUUGUCAGAACA
Molecule: messenger RNA, 1151 nt
Organism: Drosophila eugracilis
Lineage: Eukaryota; Metazoa; Arthropoda; Insecta; Diptera; Drosophilidae
Exons: 2
Coding region: 14-1027 (337 amino acids)
Source: RefSeq, a predicted model, not a curated record